Neltuma alba is the source of this 2208-nucleotide messenger RNA. RefSeq lists its product as uncharacterized. Gene Ontology annotation, cellular component: cytoplasm. The transcript is spliced from 5 exons. The record is from RefSeq and is a predicted model, not a curated record. Gene Ontology annotation, molecular function: mRNA binding. The coding region runs from base 1 to 2208 and encodes 735 amino acids. Lineage: Eukaryota; Viridiplantae; Streptophyta; Magnoliopsida; Fabales; Fabaceae. Gene Ontology annotation, biological process: post-transcriptional regulation of gene expression.
AUGUUCAAGACAUCUGAGAAAAAUAUGAGCAACGCAGAGAACAGCAUGAAGAGAGAUGGAGUGUUGGGAACGUGGUGGAAUGGAUUUCCAAACGCAUCAUAUCCCAAUCUUCAUCAUUGCCAUCGGUACAAUGAGCAUUUGGCCAUUAACUCCCCUGUAUGGAGGGUCUCUCACACAUCACAUUCUCCUUCGUUAACUUCUUUCGCUGAUGGGCUUCAUAUUUCUCCCCACAGUUCCUCAUACUCAGCUCCAUUUCAGGACAGGAAGCAUCUAACACCCCACGAUCAUCACUCAACUAAAUUGUUGUGGGACCCCGAGUCAUCGGAUUUCCAUAUUGGGAAGAGCAGCAUUGAUAAUCAAGUGGUUGAUCUGGACCUAUCUCAUGAUUUCUAUAGAAUGAACAUUGUGGACGGGCAGGGAAAUGGUAACAAAACAAAGGCAACCGAAGCGGACUCCUACGGAUUUGGAUUUGACGGUUUUUCUUUCGAUAUAAAUAUUCCCCGCGUUAAUGAAACAAGGAACUCCCAUGAAGAUUUUUGCAAUCAAGUUCCCGCACCUAAUUAUGAGUGUAUCUCAUCGUCUACUUGGGGAGUUUCACCGAGUAUGGUUGCUGACAUGAAGUGGGCUAACCAGGCCUCGGAGAAAGGAUGCACUCCUUCCCUCGCGCAUGGUCAAUCAAGCGCUUUGAGUUUGUGCUCUGGUUGGAACAUGAACCAAACAUAUCAAUUGGAGCAAAGCAAGAAACAGGGGAGCAGCAGCUACGAAGGAGAAGUUCAACUGCAGAAGCCAUCUAUCAUCAACCCCUUCCUUUAUGAUGGUUUAACUAGCUCACAACUUUGUGGAAUGGAUUAUGAUGGAAGCAGAAGUGUCGAAAACCCCUUAAGAUUCUCUCAAAUUAUGCACCCCAAGCUAGCUUCACUUCAGGAUACAAACGAAAAAAUAAGGGGAAUUGCUAACUUUGAGCUGCCUGAAUUUCUUUCGUCCAAAAGAGCUGGUGGCGAUCCAGUGGCGUUUCGAUGUGACAAUAGUUUUAUCAUACAAGGAAAAGAUAUAAAUUAUUGCAUAGACAAAGGAUUCAAUUCUAUGAGGGGUAACAAAAAGAAUUCCCUUAAUGAGAUUGCAUUUGCAACUGCGGGGGAGAAAGCUUCUAAACGCAAUUCUUAUACUCCUGGAAGUCAAAUUUAUGGGAAUAAUGGCAGUCUUGUUGGUGAUUUCCCACUGCCCGCACUACUGAAUUUCUGUUCUUUGGCUGAACACCAAGAUUACAUUUACUUUCUGGCAAAGGAUCAGAACGGAUGUCGCUUCCUACAAAGGAUGGUUGAUAAGGGAAACUCUAAGGACAUGCAUAUAGUAUUUGAGGGAAUCAUAGAUAAUGUUGUUGAACUCAUGAUGGACCCUUUUGGUAAUUAUCUUGUGCAGAAGUUACUGGAUGUGUGUAAAGAAGAACAAAAAUUGCAGAUUGUUUCCAUGGUGACUAAAGAACCAGGGCAGCUCGUCAGAAUAUCUUUAAACACGCAUGGCACAAGGGUCAUACAGAAGUUGAUUGAGACACUCAACUCUAGGAAACAAAUUUCAUUAGUGAAGUCAGCCCUUCAAGCAGGUUUUCUUGAUCUUAUUAAGGAUCUGAAUGGAAAUCAUGUGAUACAACGUUGUUUGCAAUGCCUUAGCUGUCAAGAUAAUGAGUUUAUUUUUUAUGCUGCCGCAAAGUUUUGUGUUGACAUAGCUACUCAUCGACAUGGAUGUUGCGUAUUGCAACGUUGCAUUGAUCAUUCGAUCGGCAAAUAUCGAGAUAAGCUGGUCGCAGAAAUAUGCAAACAUGGGCUUCUUCUUGCUCAAGAUCCUUUUGGAAAUUAUGUUGUUCAGUAUAUAAUAGAGAUGGAGAUCCCAACUGCCUCAGCUAAGCUGAUUUGUCAGUUCAAAGGGAACUACGUAAAUCUGUCAACGCAAAAAUUUAGCAGUCACGUGGUUGAAAAAUGCCUUAAGCAUGUUGGAGAGAGCAGAUCAAGGAUCGUCCGAGAAUUGCUGUCUUCACCUCACUUCGAGCAGUUGUUGCAAGAUCCAUACGCCAACUAUGUCAUUCAGUCUGCUCUUGCAGUGACAAAGGGUUCCCUUCAUACGUCUUUGGUUGAAGCAGUUCGUCCUUACAAAAUCUUGCGCACCAGCCCGUAUUGCAAGAGGAUUUUCUCGGGAAAUUUACUGAAGAAGUAG